[Candida] anglica is the source of this 793-nucleotide messenger RNA. The record is from the annotation of a GenBank genome assembly. Lineage: Eukaryota; Fungi; Ascomycota; Pichiomycetes; Serinales; Debaryomycetaceae.
UAAUACUUUUUCAACUAAUAAAUUCAAUAGAAAUGGGAUUUAUUGAGAGAACAUUAGGAAAACUUUUUUAUAAUUACAAAUUAACGGAGGAUGCUCUUAUGAUAAACCAGGAAGGGUUUAAAGACGCCCCACGCUCACUAACCUUAACUAGUGAAGAUUUCAAAGAUGGUGAGCACAUGCCAGUUGCAACUGCCGGUGUGGGGGUAGGUGACAAUAAGUGUCCAUCCUUGAAGAUCACCGGUUUGGAACCUAAUGCAAAGUCGUACGUAUUGCUUUGUCAGGAUAUUGACGUUCCAAUUCUUAUUCCUGUCACUCAUAUGGUUAUUUAUAAUAUAUCCCCUUCUAAAACCACAUUUGCUCUAGAUGAACUCUCUGAAAGCACCAGUGAUUUAUACAAGAGAGGAAAGAAUCUUUAUCGGAAUACAAAAUAUUUGGGCCCAAGACCACUUGAAGCCCAUGGUCCACAUAGGUAUUGUUUCCAAGCUUUCGGAAUCAAUGAAAUUGCAACCACUGCUUUAAGCAAAUUAUCUGAACCACCUCGAGCAAUUCAUGUUCAAGAAAUAAUUAAAGGAAAUGUAGUUUCCACCGGGCUUCUUACAGGAAUUUACAACAGAGAGUAAUUGUACGCUCAUACAUACUAUGUCCCAUAUAUGCUUCUAUGAAAACCAACCAAAUUUUGAGUAUAGAUUGCUGUUCUAUGGCUUAGUAUGAAUAUAAAUUACGUGAAAUAAAUAUUGUCUCAAUCAAAUUUUGAUCUAGCUCUUAAGAUCAAGAAUGUAGAUUGUUUUUAUAG